Molecule: messenger RNA, 1101 nt
Organism: Apiotrichum porosum
Lineage: Eukaryota; Fungi; Basidiomycota; Tremellomycetes; Trichosporonales; Trichosporonaceae
Exons: 2
Coding region: 1-1101 (366 amino acids)
Biological process (GO): alcohol metabolic process
Molecular function (GO): alcohol dehydrogenase (NADP+) activity; zinc ion binding
Source: RefSeq, a predicted model, not a curated record
AUGUCCACUGCCUCUGCUCCCGAGACCUUUGACUCCUGGGUCGGCCACGACGUCACCGACGUCGUCAAGGGCGAGCUCAAGUUUGAGCCUGUCCCCGUAAAGCCAUGGGACGAGGACGACAUUGACGUCAAGGUCACCCACUGCGGCCUCUGUGGCUCCGACUUUUCCAUGCUCGCCGGCCACUUCUUCCCUCUCCUCCCCCAGCAGGUCUGCGGCCACGAAAUUGUCGGCGAGGUUACACGCAUCGGCUCCCAAGUCAAGGACGUCAAGGUCGGCGACAGGGUCGGUAUCGGAGCCCAGUGCGACGGCUGCCUUGAAUGCGAGUGGUGCGUCAAGGGCGAGGAGCAGUUCUGCCCUCAGAUGACCUUCACCCUCGGUGCUCCUUACCCGCGCGGCAACGCCAAGGGCACCUUUUCCCACGGCGGCUUUGCCAAGUAUUGGCGCGGUCCAGCUCGCUUUGCCAUCCCCAUUCCUGCUUCGCUGGACUCUGCGGAGGCUGCGCCGUUGCUGUGUGCCGGUGCCACUGUCUAUUCGCCCCUGAAGUACUAUGGUGCCGGCCCAGGCAAGAACAUUGGUGUCGUCGGCAUCGGUGGGCUGGGGCACGUUGCAGUGAUGCUAGCCAAGGCGAUGGGCGCGUCGGUGACUGUCCUCAGCCGUGGCGAAGCUAAGCGUGACGAGGCCAAGCAGCUCGGCGCCGACGACUACAUCCCGACUACAAAGGACGCCGCGGCCGACGUCAAGGGCCGCGAGCGCUCUCUGGACUUCAUUAUCUGCACCAUAAACCCCGAGUCCCUUCCCGCCAGCGACUACAUGACCAUGCUCAAGCCCCGUGGCACCUUUGUCCUCCUUGGCAUCGUUCCCAAGCCCCUCGAGCUCAGCACCAUGGGCAUGGUCGUGGGCGUUUCUGGUAUCGCUGGCUCGCAGAUCGGUUCUCCAGCCGAGCUCAAGGAGCUCAUGGAGUUUGCUGCCAAGCACAAGAUCAGGCCCUGGGUCCAGAAAUGCUCGAUGGACAACAUCAACCAGGCCAUGGCCGACUACCAGGCCGGCAAGCCCAAGUACCGCAUCGUUCUUGUCAACACCGACAACGGCGGCACGUUGUAG